AAAACUAUUUUAUGACAAGAGUACUUUAUUUAAAUAUGACAAAUGUAAUAGAUAGCAUACCUUCUAAUUAAUAUUAAUAAUUGUAAGUAGAGCUGUGGAAAAUAUUUUUUUAAGGCUGUGAUAUAGAUACAUGCUAAUUAUUAUUUUAUGGACUGCAAAUACAUUGAGAUAACCGGAAGAGCGGCAACAAAACGGGACGAUAGCAAAUUUUACCUGAUAUUUGGCAACCAUCGAUCAUUGUUUAAUUCCAUGGAAGGUUAUACGGUAGUAACUGAGAUGGUACAAUGGGCAACAGUCACGACAAAAUGCCACUAAGAAAGUCCCAGUCAGUCCCCGAUACACAGAUACAUUACCUGUCCUCAAGGAUUUAUUCCCGCCCAAGCCUCCUCACUUCCUGUUAUCCUUGCGAUGAGUGAAGAGAAAAAGAAGAAAUUUAUAGUCACAUAACCGGAACUACAGGGAGCAUACAGUGAAGAAUUUUAGGCCAUCUCAUUGGCUGUUGGGAUGUUCGGACCAGACCACUUGCCUGGGGAGGUGCACUUGUUGAGACAGAGUUUAUCAGCAAAUGAAACAUUUGCUCGAGUCAAGUCUCGUAGUUCUGGCAGAUUGUUUCGUCUUGGGUCAUCUCCUAAGGUAAACGAUGUUGAUAAAGAAGACGGAAAAACCAUGUGGAAAAUUCCCAUCACAGAGGCCCUGUUCCUGCCCGACUUCCCUGUCAGAGGUGAUAUCGAGGAACAAGACUUUGAGGUUAUUGAUGUCAUUGCAAAUGGUGCUUAUGGAAAUGUACUGAAAGUGCAGAGAGAAGAUGAAAAACAGUUCUACGCAAUGAAGGUGCUAGAAAAGGAGCAAAUUAUGAAGGAAAAUGCAAUUCAGCAGUGCAAAGAUGAAGCCUCAAUUCAGUCGAUAGUUGGAGACCACCCUUUCAUUGUGAAACUACAUGAGUACUGGCAGUCACGGACACAUCUCUAUAUGGUUCUCGACUAUGUACCAUAUGGUGACCUGUUUUCUCUGUGGACAUUCCAUACAAUGUUUCCCGAGAGGCUAGUGCGCUUGUAUGUUGCAGAGAUGGCAAUGGUUCUAGAAUAUUUGCAUAACUCCGGUGUAAUAUACAGAGAUUUAAAGAUGGAAAACAUAUUGUUUGAUCCAAAAGGUCAUAUACAGUUGAUAGACUUCGGUUUAGCAAAGUGGCUAAACAGAGGUGAGAGAACGAGGACAAUAUGUGGGACACUGCAAUAUAUGGCUCCUGAAGUUCUUUCUGUCAACCCCUAUGGCCACACAGCUGAUUGGUGGUCGUUGGGAAUCCUCAUGUAUAUAAUGCUAGCUGGAAAGUAUCCUGUGGAAGGCACUACCACACACACACAAAUGGCACAAAAAGUAUAUGAAUGUGACUUUCUUCUACCUCACAUGAUAGGGAACGAGCCUCAGGAUGUUGUACAUAGAUUGCUGACGAAGAGCCCUGCAAGAAGGUUGACUGAUUUAGCUUCACUGCAGAAUCUGGACUUUUUCAAAAACCUUAUAUUUACCACUCUUAUAGAAAAACAGUUAAGUCCCAUGGAUGUGGUGCCAGGUGACUUCUUCCCAAUGACUGGAAUGAGUUGGGCACCUGUCAUGGUAGAGAAGGAAUCAUCAAAGGCUUUUACUGGGUUUGAUGGAUUGAACUUCAGAUGGAACCUGCCAGAUGAUACUGUUCCAGUGUUUGUAUGACAGAGAACCAGCAUAGUAUUUGCAUUUAGGGGACUAUAGAUUUCCUGUCCGUCUGUCAUUCCCACAUAUUGUUUUCUGGAUGUUGUUUCCACAGUGCCUCAAGAUACUGAGCUGACAUUUUGCAUAUAGCUUUAUCAUGUACUGUUACACAGGAUUCUUACGCAUCCUGGAAAUCCUGGAAUGUCCAUGAAUUUAAAAAAAAAAAAAAAAUCCAGACCUGGAAUGUUCUGGAAAGCAUUAAAUUUUAUUGUGUCCUAGAAAUGUCCUGGAAAUAUAGUCCAGAAAUUUGGGUUUAUUUUUUUCACAUCUUUACUUUUGUUGUCCUCAUAACCUUUCUAAAUUCAGACUACUAUUUGUUAUAAAAACAUUCGUUGAUUGAACAUUUCAUGUCCUGGAAAAGUCCAGCAAUUGUCCAGGAAUUACAGAUCAUUUGACUUUCAUGACGAUUUGCCUAUUUUUGUUUGACAAUUAUGGCCCUUGAAUUUAGGAGAUACAUGUACGUAAAUUUGUUGGGACCAGUAGGGGAUAUGUACUUUCAGAAGUCUUGUUCACAAUACAUGUAUUUUUUACAUACCAAGCUCUGCAUCAUGUAGUUCACAGUUGCGUGUGUGUGUGCGCAUGUGUGUGUGUGUGUGUGUGUGUGUGUGUGUGUGUGUGUGUGAAAACUUUAAAAAACUAAACAAACAUUUAAAUUGUACUUGUGAAUUAGUUCAGCCAUUGUUUUAUUUAACAAGCAAUAUGAUCUAUUUAUUAUUUUGUGUGGAUUUUGUUUUUACUUUGUUAAUUUGUAUAUUAAAAUGUAAAUAUUUA
Molecule: messenger RNA, 2514 nt
Organism: Gigantopelta aegis
Lineage: Eukaryota; Metazoa; Mollusca; Gastropoda; Neomphalida; Peltospiridae
Product: ribosomal protein S6 kinase-related protein-like
Exons: 14
Coding region: 505-1704 (399 amino acids)
Biological process (GO): protein phosphorylation
Molecular function (GO): ATP binding; protein serine/threonine kinase activity
Source: RefSeq, a predicted model, not a curated record